This is a messenger RNA of Closterium sp. Yama58-4, 1635 nucleotides long. Lineage: Eukaryota; Viridiplantae; Streptophyta; Zygnematophyceae; Desmidiales; Closteriaceae. The record is from the annotation of a GenBank genome assembly.
AUGCGCUCCAAGAAAUCGACCACCACGAGCGAACGCGACGCCUACACGGUGGGCUUUCGCGAGCUGGAAAACACGAUGAUUCGACUCAGUGGCGUGGGCACGGUGCUGCAGAAGCAGAUCGCCGCGGACACGCAGAGCGGGAAGCUAGCCGUUACGACCGUCGGAUCAAUGUCCGAUCGAACGGUGGAUCUGUUUCCUGACUACGGUGCGGACCUGAUGCGGCAGCUGCCCGGGGGCGUGACGACGCUCACGUUCAACGGCACGCUGGGGGCGCGAAUUCACUCGGCGUUCACGUACCCGUCGGGCGUGUUCACGGCGAAGCUCAUGUGCCCCAAGGGCGACACGCGCGGCCUCGACACCACAUUCUAUGUAAGCCACGACGCGAACACAGCCGCCAUUGGUCUAGCCUCGCACAGCGCACACGGGCUGCUUACAUGCUUCAUGCAGCGUAGUGGACCCCACUCCCAUGCCUUGGUCAAUUCUCCUCUUGUGCUUUUCGUCACCACCCAAUCUCUUUCUCGUGUUUCCCUUCCCGUGUGCUUUCCUGCCCCCUUACGCCCGAUGCAGUUAUCCUCGAUAGAAGGCGGCCCUGGGACGGACUCGAUACUGAUGAGCAUAUUCGGGAACGACCGCACGCGCGUGCGGUGCCUGACGCUGGUAGACGGUGAAUCGGGGUUGACACACGAGGUGGAGGUGGGGAACGACUGCGCCGCUGGUUACCACACCAUCAGCAUCAUGUGGUCGGGCCGCCUCAUUGUGUGGAAGUACGACGAUUUGAUCCUGCGCGUGUCGUCGCGCAACAUGCUAUCGCCCUUCCCCGUGUCCACCACCAUGUACCUCUACGCCUCCAUCUACGACACCGCCAAAUACCCCUACGCCUGGCAGGCCGGCUACCUCACCAACGCCGACGCGCCCUACGUAGUCUCUUAUAAAGACACCUCCGCGGUUGUCCCCGCGCCGUCGUACAACUUCGGACUUCCGCUGGACCUAAACAAUGGCGCCUCGGUUCCCGGGUCGGCAAUCGGCCGCGGGCCGCUGUGGCCAAUCGCGAUAGACUAUUGCUCGGACCACGUGGUGACUUUAAAGGGGUAUCAGAGUAUCACGUUCGACGAUAAGGGGUGCGGCGGGCGGUUCCAUUCGACGGUGCGGCACUACUCGGGGGUGUUCACGGCGUUCGUGCAGUGCCCCGCUGGAAACACGUCCGGUCUCGUCUCCGCGUUCUACGUGAGUGGACCUUCCGCUGUGCUCCUAUCAUCGGAGGAGGGCAACAAGGAGCAGGACGAGAUCGACUUCGAGUGGCUGGGCAAGGACAAGACGGCCGUGCAGACCAACUUCUACGUCAACGGCCAGGGCGGCCGCGAGGUGCUCGUGCCGCUCGGCUUCGACUGCUCCAAGGGCUUCCACAACUACACGCUCCUCUGGACCACCGACCGCCUGCAGUGGUUCAUUGACAACAAGAUGGUGCGCGACGUGCAGCGCGCGCAGGCAGACGCGUGGCCUGUGAAGCCCAUGUUCGCGUACGCCUCCAUGUGGAACGCGUCGAGCAUCUCGAACGGUUGGUGGAGCGGCACGUGGAGCGGCAAGGACAUCCCUUACGUCAUCAAGUUUAAAGACAUCAAGAUCGGAAACGCGUGA